Molecule: messenger RNA, 1547 nt
Organism: Urocitellus parryii (Arctic ground squirrel)
Lineage: Eukaryota; Metazoa; Chordata; Mammalia; Rodentia; Sciuridae
Gene: Gfi1
Product: growth factor independent 1 transcriptional repressor
Biological process (GO): regulation of transcription by RNA polymerase II
Molecular function (GO): RNA polymerase II cis-regulatory region sequence-specific DNA binding; DNA-binding transcription factor activity, RNA polymerase II-specific
Source: RefSeq, a predicted model, not a curated record
GAGCUGUGGCAGUGCCGGGAGCGGACAGGGCUCGCGCCACCUGUCCGAGUGCCACCUGGUCUCUGCUGGGGCUGAAGGAACACUUGGAGUGACUGUGGGCUGACGGAGGCUAUAGGAACAUUUGGAAAGGAGUGGGGAAAGCAUUGGGCCACCAUGCCGCGCUCUUUUCUCGUAAAGAGCAAGAAGGCUCACAGCUACCACCAACCACGCUCCCCGGGACCAGACUACUCCCCCCGUUUGGAGAAUGUACCAGCUCCAGGCCGAACAGACAGCAUUUCGAGUUCAGGAGAGGGGAAGGCGGAGCCCGGGGACCGUUUGUCCCCUGAGUCUCAACUGAUCGAGGCCCAGGACAGAGCCUCUGCGUCUCCGGACAGCUGCGAGGGCAGCGUCUGCGACCGGAGCUCGGAGUUUGAGGAUUUUUGGAGGCCUCCUUCACCCUCCGUGUCUCCAGCGUCAGAGAAAUCCAUGUGUCAGUCGCUGGACGAAGCCCAACCCUUCCCUCUGCCUUUCAAGCCGUACUCAUGGAGUGGCCUGACGGGUUCUGACCUACGGCACCUGGUGCAGAGCUACCGGCCUUGUACAGCUCUGGAACGCGGCCCCGGCCUCGGUCUCUUCUGCGAGCGCACACCGGAGCCUGGCCACCCGGCCGCGCUCUACGGCCCAGAGAGGGCUGCAGGCGGCGCGGGGGCCGGAGCCCCAGGAAGUUGCAGCACAGGAGGUGGCGCUGGCGGUGGCGUGGGCCUGGGGCUCUAUGGCGACUUUGGAUCUGCUGCGGCCGGGCUGUAUGAGCGGUCGACGGCAGCGGCUGGCCGGCUGUACCCGGAUCGCGGCCACGAGCUACACGCUGAAAAGGGUGCUGGUGUCAAGGUGGAAUCUGAGUUGCUGUGCACCCGCCUUCUGCUGGGCGGCGGCUCCUACAAGUGUAUCAAGUGCAGCAAGGUGUUCUCCACGCCGCACGGGCUCGAGGUCCACGUGCGCAGGUCCCACAGCGGCACCAGACCCUUUGCCUGCGAGAUGUGCGGCAAGACCUUCGGGCACGCGGUGAGCCUGGAGCAGCACAAAGCUGUGCACUCGCAGGAGCGCAGCUUUGACUGUAAGAUCUGUGGCAAGAGCUUCAAGAGAUCAUCUACACUGUCCACACACCUGCUUAUUCACUCAGACACUCGGCCUUACCCCUGUCAGUACUGUGGCAAGAGGUUCCACCAGAAGUCAGAUAUGAAGAAACACACCUUCAUCCACACUGGUGAGAAGCCCCACAAGUGCCAGGUGUGUGGCAAGGCAUUCAGCCAGAGCUCCAACCUCAUCACCCACAGCCGCAAACACACAGGCUUCAAACCCUUUGGCUGUGACCUGUGUGGGAAGGGCUUCCAGAGGAAGGUGGAUCUCCGGAGGCACCGAGAGACACAGCAUGGGCUCAAAUGAGCACCCUCACUGGCUGCAAGCAGCAGCUACACGACACUACGGAGGAUGGCUUCCCUGCUUGCCUCUAGCCUCUCUAAUUUCUCAGGCUCCCCAGUCCAGUCUGCAGAUCCCACCAAGGUGAAUCC